Messenger RNA from Helobdella robusta, 285 nucleotides. RefSeq lists its product as hypothetical. Gene Ontology annotation, biological process: regulation of transcription by RNA polymerase II; cell differentiation. The annotation marks the transcript as partial. Gene Ontology annotation, cellular component: nucleus. Gene Ontology annotation, molecular function: DNA-binding transcription factor activity, RNA polymerase II-specific; sequence-specific DNA binding. NCBI's taxonomy places the organism in Eukaryota, Metazoa, Annelida, Clitellata, Rhynchobdellida, Glossiphoniidae. The transcript has 3 exons. The record is from RefSeq and is a predicted model, not a curated record.
GGAAGCGGUCAAAUCCAGUUAUGGCAGUUCUUGCUAGAGUUACUUUCUAGCCAAGAAAACUGCGGUUGCAUAUCAUGGGAAGGUACGAAUGGAGAGUUCAAAUUGGUGGACCCGGACGAAGUUGCACGGCGAUGGGGCGAGAGGAAAAGCAAACCCAACAUGAAUUACGAUAAACUAAGCAGGGCCUUGAGAUACUACUACGACAAAAACAUAAUGACGAAAGUUCACGGGAAGAGGUACGCCUACAAAUUCGACUUCGUCGGUCUGGCCCAAGCCAUGCAACCA